UCUUUGGCUUUCGAUCUUUUCGCGUCCACCAUCCACUCAAUUUACUCGUGUUCAACGAUGCACAUGUUGUUUUGUUCUGUUGUUUGUUUCAAUGUUUCUCAAUAUCAUGUACUAUGACUUGACAAAUGAAGCCAAAUCAACUGGCAGACCUAGUCUAUCAUUUGGUUCGCUUUAUAUAACACCACAACAAAUCAUUAUUGGCAUGAUUGUUGAACUUUUUGGAUUGAUUCCAAGUUUGUUACUCGUGCAACUAUUCCGACGUACUCGGCCCCGUCAACAGCAACAAUCUCCAUUACGUCAAGCUCUAUCUAAAGCUAAUGAAAACAUUGAAAACAGUGUCGAUUGUCCGAAGAAGAACAGGAAGGGAACAUUGAUGUUUCCAUGGUGGUGCAUAUUUAUUGCGUAUGGUUUAUGUAUCUUGUUGAUUGGCGUGUCGAUUCUGUUUAUUAUUGCUCGCGGUAUUGAAUUUGGUGAUGAAAAAACACAGAAAUGGCUAACGUCCAUUCUCAGUGGUUUCUUCUCGUCGCUUCUACUCACUCAGCCAUUAAAAAUUGUAUCAUUAGCCAUUGUUUUUGCUUGCUUUUGUCGAAAGUCAAACGAUGAUCAAGAAGUAAACGAAUUGCUAGAUGAUGAUUACGCCGAACUGAAACCCGACGAAGAAUAUCUGCAUUCAACAAAGAAGAAAUCUCUAUUCACUCUCCGAUCUGCAAGUCGUGCUCAUCGUUUAAAUGAAGAAGAGAUCGUUUACCUUCGUCAUCAACGUCUGAAACACAUGCAAAUGUGGGCCAUCAUUCGGGAAGUUGUGUUAUAUUUAUGUUUUAUAUCAUUUCUCUACGUGGUCAUUUAUUCUAAUCGUGAUGUGAAUGCAUUUCAGCAAGUAGAUCAUUUACGAAAGUAUUUUCUCAACACAAGACAAUCGAAUUUCGAUUACACUAAAAUUUCAACGAUUGAUCAAUACUGGAGCUGGUUAGAGAACAGUUUUGUUAAUCAACUUCGUGCACAAGAAUGGUACAAUGGUGAUCCACCCCGGAAUCUCACUGGUUAUAUUGAUGAUAAAUCGAAUCGACUGAUCGGAUGGGCGACGAUGAGACAGUUGCGAGUGAAAGCAGCGUCAUGUCAAAUGCAACACCCUAUUUAUUCUACCUGUGAAUAUGAUUACAGUUUCUCACAAGAAGACAAACGUUCUUACGCACCCGGAUGGACAAAUCAAACAACACAAGUGUACAAUGCUUUCAUCCAAAAAGCGUUUACCUAUCAAUCCGGUGAUGAGUUGGACACAUAUGUGUAUGUUGGAGAUUAUGCAAGUUAUGCAAGUGGUGGUUAUGUGUAUGAAUAUCGUGGUCGAUCGAGUGAUCUACAGAGUAAUCUUUCUCAACUUCAUCAACUUGGAUGGAUCGAUGAUCAGACUCGAGCGGUGAUCAUUCAAUUGACUUUGUACAACCCGAAUGUUCAGUUAUUCACAGCUGUCACUGUUCUCGCUGAGUUUUUUUCAUCAAGUGGAGUGUUAACGAGUUCUCGUUUCGAACCGAUUAAUUUAUAUGCAUUCACAUCAGCUUAUCAAUUAGUAUGUACUAUUGUUUACAUGCUAUUGAUUUGCUACUUCAUGUGGAUCGAAAUUCGUUUGCUAUUUGAAUUGAGAUUAAAAUAUUUCCAUCGAUUUUGGUCUUAUGUUCAAGUUGGCAUCAUCACUUGUUCAUGGACAAGUGUUGGCAUUUACAUUUGGCGAUGCAAAGAAAGUCAACGCAUCGGUGAAUUAUUCUCGAAAACCAAUGGUUAUGUUUAUAUUAAUCUACAAUUUGCAUCGUAUAUCAACGACGUUCUAUCAAAUCUACUGAGCUUUUGUUGCUUUUUUGGAACAGUUCAGUUGAUAAAACUAUGUCGAUAUAAUCAGCGUCUUUGUUUAUUCAUUCAUACCCUUCAAUAUUCGGCCAAAGAGCUAUUAUCAUUUUCGUUUAUGUUCGCCGUUGUGUUCAUGUCAUUCGUUUGCUUAUUUUAUCUGUUGUUCAUAGCAAAAUUACCGGAAUGCUCGAGUUUAUUGGGAACAGCACAAAUGUUGUUCGAAAUGACCUUGAUGAAGUUCGACGCAUAUCAGUUGAGUGGAGCAGCCGCAUUUCUCGGUCCGUUUUGCUUCAGUUUAUUUGUUAUAUUCGUCGUAUUCAUCUGUCUGAGUAUGUUUUUGUCAAUUAUUGGCGACAAUUUUCGUCGUGUGCGAGCGAAUCUGAACGGGAAAACGAAUGGAAUGUUUGACUUUAUGUUCGAAACAUUUCAACGAUGGGCAGGUUUGAGAACGGUAACCGAAGAAGAUAUAUAUAGUGAAAGAGACGCACGAAUGCGUGAAGAGUAUUAUGACCCGAUUGAACGAUUUCCUGAUAAAAUGGAUAAAUUAUUGGAAGCAUUAAAUCGAAUUUACAUGAAUCAAACAGUUGAAGGAUCAGUCAUAAAACAUACAAAACCUUAA
Molecule: messenger RNA, 2458 nt
Organism: Adineta ricciae
Lineage: Eukaryota; Metazoa; Rotifera; Eurotatoria; Adinetida; Adinetidae
Source: the annotation of a GenBank genome assembly